This is a messenger RNA of Xylona heveae TC161, 1389 nucleotides long. RefSeq names its product oxysterol-binding protein. Lineage: Eukaryota; Fungi; Ascomycota; Xylonomycetes; Xylonales; Xylonaceae. Gene Ontology annotation, molecular function: sterol binding. The transcript is spliced from 8 exons. Gene Ontology annotation, cellular component: intracellular membrane-bounded organelle; cortical endoplasmic reticulum; membrane. The coding region runs from base 1 to 1389 and encodes 462 amino acids. The record is from RefSeq and is a predicted model, not a curated record.
AUGGUGCUUGGUCACAGCCACAGAAGAUCGUCAGUUGCCGGCAGUCGCUCCUCCACUGAGGAAAACCGGCCCGACUCUGCAAGCGGCGAAGAUGAAACCAUCGUAGAACCGGAUCAGGGAAAUGUUCUCUCCCACAUAAUCUCGCAGUUACGUCCCGGCGCGGACUUGAGUCGCGUCGUGCUACCGACCUUCAUCCUGGAGCCAAGAUCAAUGUUGGAGAGAAUAACCAACUUCAUGGCGCAUCCCGAAACCCUCCUUCCUAUGCCUACCAUCGAAGAUCCGACCCAGCGAUUCGUGGCUGUGGUCAAGUUCUAUCUGAGCGGUUGGCACAUUAAGCCUCCUGGAGUGAAGAAGCCUCUCAACCCCAUUCUCGGAGAGACCUUUACCUGCUAUUGGGACUAUCCCGACAAUACCCGGGGAUAUUACAUUUCGGAACAGACAUCGCAUCAUCCUCCCAAAUCCAGUUACUUUUACAUGGCACCGGAGCAUAACAUUAGAAUAGACGGGACUUUGAAGCCAAGGAGUAAAUUCCUCGGCAACUCUGCGGCAAGCUUGAUGGAAGGCAUUGCAAUCUUGCGGUUUUUGAACAGAAACGAAAAAUACUUCCUGACACAACCAAACAUGUACGCUCGCGGCAUUCUCUUUGGAAAGAUGAAGUAUGAGUUGGGCGACCACAGCUUCGUUCGCUGCCCGGAGACUGGUCUGGUAGCCGACAUUGAAUUCAAGACAAAGGGUUACUUUAGUGGCACCUACAACGCCAUCGGCGGUGUCAUCAAGCAGGAGAGUACUGGCAAGGUCCUGUACGAAAUUUCCGGUCUGUGGAACGAGGCGAUGUAUAUCAAGGACACCUUGACUGGUCACAAAGAAGUGCUAUUUGAUGCAACCAAUGCAAAGCAUACGCCCCCUCUGGCUCGCCCUCUGCAAGAGCAGGAAGAGCGCGAAUCUCAGAAGCUCUGGUACAAGGUCGUGACGGCGCUAAAGGAACGCAACCAAGAUGUUGCAACAGACGAAAAGAGCAGGAUCGAGGAUAUGCAGCGCAUGGAAGCUGCUCAUAGGGCAGACGACGGUGUCGAGUGGCACCCUCGCCUCUUCAGGAGAGUUCACGGGGGCCACGGGGGCCCUGAAGAGGGCGAAGAGGACUUGGAUUGGAUCUUAAACGCAAGAAUUGACGGUGCGACGCCAGAGGAACAGGCGCAGCAGAUUCUGGCCAUAACGCCAAUCCUCCCUGGACAGAAGCAGUCCCAAAAAUUUGCCAUUCCCCCGCAUCAUCUCGCCGCUCCCGGCGAAGCUCCACCAGAGGACGUCAUUGGCCCUAUCAAGAGGAAAGAUACAGAAACUGCUGAGAUUGAUGAGUUUGUCGAUGCCGAAGACGGCUCCACACACGGAUGA